AUGGACAUGAUUUGUUGCACUUUCCAUUUGCUGUUUCUGUGGGGCGAGCAGUCAGACGACGUGUUCGAUGCUCUGGCUGGAGACUUCAUGAAGCCCAGGAUACAGGAGGUGGACCAGCUCCUCAAGCUCGGCGUCAAUGUCACCGUCUACAGCGGACAGGUCGACCUCAUCUGGGCGACCAAAGGCACCAUGGACUGGGUUCAGAAGCUCAAGUUGGACGGCCUCAACAGUUUCAUGAGCUCUCCCAGAACGCCCAUCUACUGCAACAAGGAGGGGCAGUCCGACACCCAGGCCUUCGUCAAGUCCUACAAGAACCUCAACUUCUAUUGGAUACUCGAAGCCGGACACAUGGUACCUCUGGACAACCCUUGCCCUGCGCUCAAGAUGCUGGCUGACAUUACGCGAUCUCCUGCCGAGUAGCAGGAGGAAGCAAACAAGGCGAUGGAAUGGAACGACCUGACACCAGUUCUUCAAGAUUCUUCUCUUUUAAAGUUCCGUAGCACUUCAUUCAUUCAGUCAGCCAGUCUAUCUUUUCAUAUAGUCA
Molecule: messenger RNA, 544 nt
Organism: Zea mays
Lineage: Eukaryota; Viridiplantae; Streptophyta; Magnoliopsida; Poales; Poaceae
Product: serine carboxypeptidase-like 51
Exons: 5
Coding region: 1-420 (139 amino acids)
Biological process (GO): proteolysis
Molecular function (GO): serine-type carboxypeptidase activity
Source: RefSeq, a predicted model, not a curated record